AUCCUCGACAAGUGGAAAAUCGACGACAAACCUGUCAAAGUAGACAAAUGGGAUGGGUCAGCGGUGAAGAAUUCGUUGGAUGACUCUGCCAAAAAGGUUCUCUUGGAAAAGUAUAAAUAUGUAGAGAACUUCUGCUUGAUUGACGGGCGCCUUAUCAUCUGUACCAUCUCCUGCCUCUUCGCCAUCGUGGCUUUAAUAUGGGAUUACCUUCAUCCCUUCCCGGAAUCCAAGCCAGUCCUUGCUGUCUGCGUGGUAUCGUAUUUUGUAAUGAUGGGAAUUCUGACCAUCUAUACCUCAUAUAAGGAGAAGAGCAUUUUUCUGGUAGCACAUAGGAGAGAUCCAACAGGGAUGGAUCCUGACGACAUCUGGCAGCUUUCCUCAAGCCUGAAAAGGUUUGACGACAAAUACAGCCUGAAAAUGACAUUCAUCAGCGGCCGAAGCAAGCAGCAGAGAGAGGCAGAGUUCACCAAAUCCAUCGCCAAAUUCUUUGACAGCAAUGGGACCUUAGUAAUGGAAGCCUUUGAACCAGAAGUUUCCAAGCUUCAUGACAGCCUGCUUACAGAAAGGAAGAUCAAAUAGGCUGUAUCCCAUGUUCACCUUCCCACUUAUCAUGCUGAGCUUUAAGCCAAUAAAGAAACGAGCAACGAAUGACAACCUCC
Molecule: messenger RNA, 659 nt
Organism: Python bivittatus (Burmese python)
Lineage: Eukaryota; Metazoa; Chordata; Lepidosauria; Squamata; Pythonidae
Source: RefSeq, a predicted model, not a curated record